GUACGUCCAGAGCCUGCUGGACAUCAUGGAGUUCCUCGACAGGGACCCUGAGGACCAGGCCACCCUGGGACAGUUCACGGACGCCCUGGUCACCAUCCGCAACCGGCACAACGACGUGGUGCCCACCAUGGCGCAGGGGGUCAUCGAGUACAAGGAGGCCUACGGGGACGACCCCGUCUCCAACCAGAACAUCCAGUACUUCCUCGACCGUUUCUACCUGAGCCGCAUCUCCAUCCGCAUGCUCAUCAACCAGCACAGUGAGCGGCCCCGGGGAGGAUCGAGUGUGACCCCGUGCCUUGCGCAGAUCUACCGGGAAGCACUGCGGGAUCCCGCACAAGCAGCCUGGGAUCCAGUGCCCAAGAAGAUCUCUUUUGAUUCGUUAUGGGAUGUCAGACCCUGA
Messenger RNA from Aptenodytes forsteri (emperor penguin), 400 nucleotides. RefSeq names its product pyruvate dehydrogenase (acetyl-transferring) kinase isozyme 2, mitochondrial-like. The record is from RefSeq and is a predicted model, not a curated record. The transcript has 3 exons. Gene Ontology annotation, molecular function: pyruvate dehydrogenase (acetyl-transferring) kinase activity. Gene Ontology annotation, biological process: regulation of glucose metabolic process; protein phosphorylation. NCBI's taxonomy places the organism in Eukaryota, Metazoa, Chordata, Aves, Sphenisciformes, Spheniscidae. Bases 26 to 400 code for a protein of 124 amino acids. Gene Ontology annotation, cellular component: mitochondrion.